GAAUUGAGAAGUUUAGGACAACUGAACCACGAAUUCUAAUGUUUUAAUUUGAUGAACCAAUAUUAAGGUGAAGAAAAUAUAUUGUUUUAAAUUAGAGAAUGAAACGAAAUAAAAUACGAAUAGAGGGAAGGUUGGAGUAUUUACAUGGUCCAAAGUAGCGAUCGCAAUGAGAGGUGCGCCUGUUAAUUUUUGAUGUAGUAUUUCUGAAUGCUAUACAGUUAUAUUUUAUCGAGAGGCUUCAAUCACCAAUGAUCGUGCUUCCAAGUGAUCUCAUGUCGCUUUGUUGGGUUUUUAAUCCCGUAUUCACUAAGUGCAACCAUCUGUAGGACGAGGGGGUUCGACUUUGCUACCAUGCCGGCCGCUCGGCCCCAAGGCUCAGGCACUUAGCAACCGCUCGUCACGAUCAAUACCCCACGAAGAAACCUGGUUUUAAUGGCAUUUUCUCUCCAAUGCACAUGCAUGUGCUAUAAAUUAAUACAAAUUUGCUCAAACCAACUUCAUAAAUCAUUGGACGCUGCUGUUUAUAAGAUCGUCACGUCACUUUUGAAUAAUAGAGUGAUUUGAGGCAUCACCAUGGCAACCGGUCAAACACCACGGCUGCGGCGGGGAGAGAAGAAAAAAGAGUCUCUGAGUUGAUGGCUGGAAGAGAAAGAGAGAGACGAACGAACUUGAUAUGAAUGACUUUUGACCUUGUAUAUUCUACAAGUGCACCGUCCACCAUUCUGCUCAGAAGUGUACUUCAGAUCAGAGCGAGGAGAAAUAAUAGAUUGGUAUUGUGCGCGAAGACUGGGAGGAAAUAACAAGUGUUCUACGACCAAUGUUCUAUUGUGAUUUGCUUUCAAAGAUUUGACAACAAAACGUGGACAUCGAAAUACAGUCUGUGCAGGAAAGCAUUAGUAUUUUGUUCAGUCACUUUUUGCCAAGUUUUGUUUUUGAAUGUGGAUACAUGGGAAUGGAGUUUAUCACGGAACUGAAGUCUGCAGACUGCUGUUUGUAACAAUCUGAUUCUGUUAUGUUAAUGAGCUGGGGAAAGAAGAGCGACGGCAGUAUUAUUAGCGAUUUCGCCCUGCAAAUUGAUAAUUUCAAUUUGUCACAAAAAAACCUCGCAGAGUGUUCUGGAGAUGUGCUAUUGUAAUAAUACGCCCAGAGUCGGAAUGCAUCAAAAUUAAUCAGUGACACUGAAAGUACUUACUGAGCUAAUAAAACUGCGCCCAUCGUGAUUUUCAUUAAAGAUUGUUAUGAUUCAAUGAAACCAAAACGUGUGCAAUGUACUCAUAUAUCAGAAAAGCUUAGCCUGAUCCGUUGUUUUCAACCAAAUUGUCUCAUCGAUGGAUCCCAAAUCUAUAUAGAUGACAAAGUUUUGUUUGUAUGCAAUCAAUGGAAAGGGAUCUGUGACAAUGAUAAUGCUGAACAAAAUAUGAUUUCUGAUCGGCCAGUCCUUUGAAUUCGAGACGAUGACCCAGAGGCUGACCGAAGCCAUCGUUCGGCUUCGUUACCGCCAGAUAAAAGCUUUGCUAGACCAGGGGGUCAAUAUCAACAAUAAGCUGGACGAUGGUCGAACCCCACUGAUGGUUACCCUCGAUGUGCCCGAUGACGAAAAGCGAAGGCAUAUGUUCAGGUUUCUCGUACACCAUGGUGCCGAGAUGCUGGAAUCGGACAGUGAUGACGUCACAAUAUUUCAACAUUGCUGUCGUCUGGGGUUCCUGGAUCUGAUGGAGAUAAUCCUAAAGAAGGCCGGGGUGAGUGCCGUCAAUAUGAUGGGACGUGAUAAACAUGGUAGAAAUGCUUUGUACCAUGCAGUGGCCAGCGAGGAUGAAAUUAUAGUCAACAAGGUCCUGGAUCAUAUUGAUUUGAGACAGCAGAGCGUUGACGUGCCCGACAAUGACGGCUUGACGCCGCUUCUGUUCGCCAGGCGUCUGGGGUUGACGAACAUCGCUGACUUGCUCAUUAAGAGAGGCAAGGCCAACCCACGAAUAUGCGACCGACAGAUGCACAUGAACGCAGAGGAGUGGGCUGAAGCAGCGAGACGCAAGGAAGAAGAAGAGCAAGCCCAUGCCAAGAAAUUGGCGCGAGAACGUUACAUGAUCUUUCCUCCUAUAGACCAUGCCACGAAAAGGAAUGAAAGGAUCGCAAAGAUGAAAGCGAAAACAAUUUCCAUGCCAAAUCUUACCACGAAAAAUUUGAACAUCAGCACUUCAGUCUCGUCUUCGAUGUCAUCAUCCUUGCCGAAUAGUGCCUCGACGAUCGACAGCCAACCCUUGCGAUUGCCAAGCUUAUCUCAGUCGAACAAACACUCUCGACAUCCCUUCGCCAACGGCAACGACGUCGAUUUUCGAACAAAGUCCAUUGACUCCGCCAUCACACUGCUUGGACUUGCGUCACAAACAGCAGACGACAAGCAAUACGCGCAAUCGUUUGUAUCAAGCAGUCAACACAGGCCUGUCGGACAUGCGCAGAGCAAGAGCAGCAAUCGUCAAUUGCAGAGAACAUGGGCGACGGUGAUGGAUGCGUACUCGGUCCAAAAUACAGCAAAUUUUCGAAAGCCCGCCAAAGCGCCAAGUCUUCCCGAUAUAAACGCCGACAUGGACGCAUCGGGCCAACGGACAAAAAUGUCGACGCUUGCGAUUAUCAUGCGAGCGACGCGAGGAGUAGGGAAAGGCAAAAUGAAAAAUGGAAAACACAAAUUAAAAAGCAUUUCUGAGUCCAAAGACGAUGGCGAUCACGAGCACAGAGGGAAGCUUUCUCGACGUAAGACGUCAACGCUUUCGACAUCGUCUGUGCGUCCGGAUGGAAAAUCUACAGAGAUCAUGUCUUCUUUGCAAGAAGAUGAAACCGAAUGGGGUUCUAAGAACAAGAAGAAAAAAGACAGACAAAAUUCAUCUCACAAGAAUGAGCCGUUGCCAAAAAUAUCCGUGUCAUGAUCCUUUUCAGAAAGUAUACGCCUUCUCAAAAUACAAUUGUUAAUAAUGAUGUUUUAUAAUGAUACUGAGUUAUGAUAUGAAAUGUUGUAUUUCGUAUAAUGUACAUGUAUUUAUAUUAUAUGGUUUUAUGACUGGAAUCAAGCUCGCAGUCUACGAGAGCCGCGGCUAUAUUGACUUAAAAUAAUAUAUAGCGCAGAGCGGCCCUUAUAAUAUAUCGGGCAUCAUAAUUUGAAAGGACCGCUCCCACGUUUUUUUUAUAUCUUGAUUGGCCGUUUAGUAGUAUUACCAUGAUGUAGUUCCCGGGGGUGUCGCCAAGUUUUAAUUUCAGGGGUGCAAAACGACCUAAUCAGUGCCGUCAUUAAUUCCCCAAUAGAGGUUUAUUGGUUUUGACCUCUUUAAUUCAUAUCUUUUUGAAAUUAUCUUUUUCCUUUCGCUUCCAUUAUUGUCUCAUCCUUUCCCCCCGCCCCAUGGCCCCUGAUGAGAAACCACUUGGUAGUUUGAUAAUUUGAUGAAAGGGUUUAGGUAUAACAGUGCCUUUUAAUGGCCUUAUAAUUUGCUUACCUUAUACUUGCCAGUGUGACUAUUGCCAUGUCAUAGUCAGAAUUUCUCCAGUAGUCGUAUUUGAAUUACUGCAUAAAAAUAGUUUGAUUUUUCGAAUAACGGAAUAUGACUGACCAAUGUUUGAAAGAAUGAUCCCGUUGAACAAAAUGUCUUUAUAAGUUUCACACAUCACAAUAAAGAAUUAUUUUCUAUUUUUAAUAUUUGAUUUUCGUGCAAGUCAGAUUUAGGUGAAGUGUCAUGUGGCCCUCAAAUAUCGAAGACUUGUAAAAAAUCAUGUUUUUAAUGUAAUCAUAUGUGUAGAUCAUAAUACUGCUAAUGUCAAAAAUGUUCUCCGUAUUUCCAAAGAGCUCUAUAUACAUCAUGUAUAUUGUAAGUGUAACAUCAAUUCAAUUUUGCACUUUACAUUUAAACUCCAGAAAACUUGCAAUCCGCCCUUUUCCUCAUUGAAAUUUAUUUCCUUCUAUUAUUGUUAUUGCUUCGAAAUACAUCUUAUAAUUCUGUACCCAUUGAUUUUUCAACUAAAACAUGUUCAAGAAACCUUUGACUCCGCAUUUCAGCUGGUCUACCCUCGAUUAAAGAAUAAAGUGUACACUAAUGUAAAAAUCAUGUGCUUUGACAUAUUUCCUCAGAUAUAUUGGUUAUCUUUUCAGAACAAAUACUUUUCUUGAUUUCUUUAACUGAAAUUAAGUCAGAUCACAGAAUACCGUGCAAGAGUAAAAUCGUUAUAUUCGCUUCUGGAAUAACAUUGACUCAUACAGUUGAUACCAUUUCGGGUCAGGCAGAAUUGAAAAAAUUUAUUCUAAAUUUGUGUGUCGAAAACCAGAUGGUGUAAUAUAUAUGGAAGGAGAUAUUAACUGCAAUUGAGAUAUGAUAUUUGGAUUAAAACGGAAUGACUGAUUUUAUUUCAGAAUCAAAUUUAAAAAAACUUAAGCCGAUGCAAGUUGAUUUUAAUGGUUUGGUUCAUUUAUUUUUUUUACGUGAUAAAAAAAAAAUCACUUGAUAAAAAAAUAAAUCACUUGAAACAUACAUCUAUAAUUUUCAUCUGCUUGUAUAGUAUAUAGGCAUGCUGAAACACGUUCUAGAAGCGAACCUUCUUAAGGACAUCAGUGGCGUAAAGAUGGGAGGGGCGGGCUUGAGGGCGCUUGCCCCCCAUAUUUCACGACCAAGAAAAAAAAGAGAAAUGGAAAGAAAAGGAAAGAAAGGAGGAUGAAAUAUGACAGUAUUUUUUAAAUAUUUUAUGUCAAAAUCUAUCACGAAAUUGAAUUUUUGUUAUAAAAAUUUAAAAAAAUUUGCUAGCUCGUGAGCAACUUUUCGAUAAAUUUUGCCCAUAUGUCUGGUUCCCUCCAAUUUUUGGCUCAUUUCGCCACUGAAGGACAUUUAUGCCAUUUUCAUACAUUCUAUUACCAUGCACUACACUAUAAACAAGUUGCAUUAUAUAGAGACUCUUCAAUUUUAUUUUAUCCCAGACAGGUGUAUUUGCACAAAGGAUAAAAGUUAAACUCUUACCUGCUUUACGACCUAUAUAUAUCGAGUAUUAUUGAUCGUUUCAUUCACAUCUUUCUAGUACCAGAAAAGAACGUGCCUCAGGAAUUCUAUCUGUCUUUAGAUUAGCUUUUAAAAGUGUUUAUAACUUUUCGAACUGGGUAUACAAAAAACACUCGGGUGACUACUGAAUUAUUUUGAAUUGAUUUCACCUUCAAAUGAGUAUGACAUGCAGUGCCUGAUUUCAGAAAUGUAAUGAAAUAUAUAUUAUAGACCUACUUUCGUCGUUUAGUAUGAAGUAAACUUACAUGUAUAGACUGAAACAACUGAAAUAUUAAAAUUGCCUUUAGCCUUCUUUAGAACUAAGGUACGACGAACAUAAGAUUUUUCUUCGAAGUACAUAAAAAUUAUUUCCUUCACCAGCUUGCUUAGAAUAAUGUUGUGUAUUUUGCGGACAUUAAACUUUUUGAUAGGCUACAAAAAUACUUGAUUUGGUUCACAAUAUAAGAGUGAUAUACAAUGUUUUUUUUAUUAUAAAGUUUCACCAUGUAGCUACUAUGAGAAUUUAGAAUUGGGUUGUGGAAUUGGAUUGAUAUUUCCCACGUAUACUUUUGCUGGGAGGUGGCUGCAAUCGUAUGUGAAAUAUAAGUAUCUGAUAUUGAUUCGACUUGUUUAUUAGUGAUAUGAAAUAUAAUGAUAAUUUGAUAUUAUUAUUAUUCCGAUGAGACGAUAGCUAUCAUCAUGUAUAUGGCCUAUUUAACAUCAUUGUAUUCUUGUGAGAGAUCGUUAAUUAAAUGAAAGAUGUGCCUUCAAUAGAAAUUAAUUA
This is a messenger RNA of Lytechinus pictus (painted urchin), 5790 nucleotides long. RefSeq lists its product as uncharacterized. The coding region runs from base 1455 to 2921 and encodes 488 amino acids. Gene Ontology annotation, molecular function: protein binding. Lineage: Eukaryota; Metazoa; Echinodermata; Echinoidea; Temnopleuroida; Toxopneustidae. The transcript has 2 exons. The record is from RefSeq and is a predicted model, not a curated record. Gene Ontology annotation, biological process: regulation of cardiac muscle contraction; protein localization to T-tubule. Gene Ontology annotation, cellular component: T-tubule.